Molecule: messenger RNA, 2087 nt
Organism: Populus trichocarpa (black cottonwood)
Lineage: Eukaryota; Viridiplantae; Streptophyta; Magnoliopsida; Malpighiales; Salicaceae
Product: adenine/guanine permease AZG1
Exons: 1
Coding region: 75-1847 (590 amino acids)
Biological process (GO): transmembrane transport
Cellular component (GO): plasma membrane
Molecular function (GO): purine nucleobase transmembrane transporter activity
Source: RefSeq, a predicted model, not a curated record
CCUAAUGCCAACACAUUCUUAUACUUACUAGUUCUCCAAAUCACGCACCACCCACAUUUCUUGCUCUCUUUUUUAUGCCCUCUUUGAUACAAGCUAAAGUCACAAAAAGCUCUUCAGGUUCUGCAAUGGCGACUCCACCACCGCCACCCUCCUCUCUUCUGACUCAACUAAAUGCUUUCAUGGAGAAAAGUCAAGUUGGAAAACGUUUCAAACUCGCCGAGAGGAAAACCACCUUCACAACGGAGGUUCGAGCCGGGACAGCCACGUUCCUUACCAUGGCCUACAUCCUAGCGGUCAACGCCAGCAUCCUUGCUGACUCUGGUGGCACAUGCAGUGUAUUAGAUUGCAUAACGGUGUGUUCAAACCCCACAAUCCCUCUUGCAAACUGCACCGCUCCAACUCACCAAAUCAUCAAGCCUGACGAAUCUUGUAAAUUCGAUCCUGUUAACCGUGGCUAUGCAGACUGCCUGCAAAAGACACGUAAAGAUCUUAUUGUAGCCACCGUAGCUUCUUCUUUAAUAGGAUGUCUAAUUAUGGGUCUGCUAGCUAAUCUUCCUUUAGCUUUGGCACCUGGUAUGGGCACCAAUGCUUAUUUUGCCUAUACAGUCGUGGGGUUUCAUGGGUCAGGCAACGUACCAUACAAAAGUGCCUUAACAGCUAUUUUCAUUGAAGGGUUAGUUUUUCUCUUUAUUUCUUCUAUUGGGUUACGUGCUAAGCUAGCUAAACUCGUUCCACAACCGGUCCGGAUCAGUAGCUCAGCAGGAAUUGGCUUGUUCCUUGCCUUUAUCGGGCUACAAAAUAAUCAAGGUAUUGGUCUUGUUGGGUAUAGUUCAUCAACAUUGGUCACAAUUGGAGCCUGUCCAAGAUCUUCUCGUGCAAUGUUAGCCCCCGUUGUAAUGAUGGCUAAUGGCACCGUUAGUUUGAUCCAAAACGGCACCAUAUCAAGUGAUAUUAUGUGUCUCAAUGGAAGGAUGGAGAGUCCAACAUUUUGGCUUGGCAUUCUUGGCUUUGUGAUAAUUGCAUAUUGUCUAGUGAAAAAUGUAAAAGGGGCUAUGAUAUAUGGUAUAGUUAUCGUAACGGUGAUUUCAUGGUUUCGUAACACAGCAGUUACGGCGUUUCCUUACACAGAGACAGGAAAUUCUUCUUAUGAAUACUUCAAAAAGGUGGUUGAUGUGCAUGUGAUAGAGAAAACAGCUGGGGCCUUGAGUUUUGAGGGUAUGAGUAAAGGGAGUUUCUGGGAAGCAUUGGUCACAUUUUUAUAUGUUGACAUACUCGAUACCACUGGGACAUUAUAUUCAAUGGCUAAAUUUGCUGGUUUCACCGAUGUUAAUGGAGAUUUUGAAGGUCAAUACUUUGCAUUCAUGUCGGAUGCUGCAUCAAUUGUAGUAGGGUCACUUCUCGGCACUUCUCCGGUGACCACAUUUGUUGAAUCAUCGACAGGGAUCAGAGAAGGUGGACGAACAGGCCUAACAGCAUUGAUCGUGGCAGGAUAUUUUUUUAUGGCUUUUUUCUUUACCCCGUUAUUGGCAUCAAUUCCAGCAUGGGCAGUAGGGCCACCAUUGAUCUUGGUGGGAGUUUUGAUGAUGAGAUCUGUGGUGGAGAUUAAAUGGGAUGAUAUGAGACAAGCCAUCCCUGCAUUUAUUACAAUGAUAAUGAUGCCAUUGACAUAUUCUAUAGCAUAUGGUCUCAUUGGAGGUAUUGCUACUUACAUUAUCUUGCAUCUUUGGGACUGGGGUGAAGCCUUUUUGGGAAAAACAGGGCUUGUCAAAGGAAUGAAAGGAGAUCAUAUGCUUAAUGAGGAAACUAAUGGAAAUGGCCAUGAUGGUAAAGUGCUUGAAGCAGUUUAGAAGGAAGAUUUAUAAAGCAUACAUUGUUUUUUUUAGUUUCGGAUUUUGAAUUUACUGUGGUACGAGAAUAUUGUUCGGAAUCGUAUGUAUAGUUCAUGAAUUUUGAUUUCAAAUCUUAGGCUAAGCUAUAGAAAAAGCAUGAUUUUUCAUGCUUUUAUUGCUGUGCAAUUUGCAGUGCACUGCAAUAACAAAUGUUAAUAAUUACCCCCUCAUGUUAAUCCACUUGUCCUUAAAGUCCAA